Vitrella brassicaformis is the source of this 1051-nucleotide messenger RNA. Lineage: Eukaryota; Vitrellaceae. The record is from the annotation of a GenBank genome assembly.
AUGGCUCUCAAGCUGCUCUCACGUUCGCACAACACACACAGACAUGACAAAGCUUUCUCUACCGUUCCUUUCUGCUGUGCAGAUCUUCCCACUGUGUUUGCGUCAUCCGCCAAGAGCCCGUCACGCGAUGCCAUCCCCUGGCUCUUUCCCGAGACAGAUUUGCAGGGCUACAUCAUGGCGAUGUGUGACGACCAACUGGUACAGAGAGUCGACUAUUGCCUCUAUCGUGACGCAUUGGUGCGUCGGUUGGCCGAGGAGCUAGCCGUCGAUGCGUUAAAAGGGGGAGAGAAAGGGAAACAAGCAGCGGACUGUGUGAUUGAAAAGGCCGCCAGUCAAAUCGUUUGGCCGGGUAACGAUUGACUAAUUGUCGCCUGUGUCACUCUCUUUUGUGCGUCUGGUCGUGUAGAUGAGGACAUGGAGAUUCUUUCAGAGGUGCACGACAGCAAGAGGAACAUCGAUACAAUUCAAUACCGCCCCUCACCGAACUGGAUGGAAGUCAUCCCUGCCCGACCAGAGGAGAAAGCGUCAUCCACACUACCCGACGGGCACUUUGCAAAACUGCUUAACGAUGUCGCGGAGCGGACAAACAACACGGACGUCCAGCAGAUGUCGCUCGAGUCAUUCUACCUCGCUCUCCCGUAAACGGCUGAGGCAUCACAUGCAUUGCUCCGUCACUCUGUUCUUCUUGUUCUUGGUUCAGCUAUCACCGUGACCCACCCAGUGGGCAGUCGUCUCGCUGCACCGCCCGGCACCGCGGGAGCUUCCUGCGCGUGCAGAUACACAUGCAUGAAGGAUCGGCCGAUGGCACUCUCCCGCCUCAUGUGACAAUCACACCAUACUUUCGGAAGUAUCAGGAGCAGUUUGUCGCUGAGGGCUCGCCGGCGACGGAGCCGGUGGCGCUCACACGCCUCACAUGGCCUAGGGGGGGAAGGAGGAAUGGCGAGUGUGCUUCUACCGUGAGUCUGGAGGAGCGACGAUGAAGACACGGACAUUAAUGUGUGUGUCUUUAUCCACGAUCCCUUGUCCGCAGCGUAUUUGUGUGGCGGCGUGA